AUGUCAAGUCCAAAUAAGGGAGAAGAUGAAAUGCAAAUUGCUGAAACAAGCGGAAAUUCUGUGAGGGUUUCGAUGUAUAAACUAUCAUAUUCAGUCGGUGUGGCAGAGAAUAAAAAUGCUAAGUUCCGCAAUACCAUGGAAGACGUGCAUACUUACGUCGAAAACUUUGCUUCACGUUUGGACUGGGGCUAUUUUGGUGUUUUCGAUGGACACGCUGGAAAUCAGGCUUCUAAAUGGUGCGGUGCAAACCUUCACACAGAUAUUGAAAGACACCUCUUGGAAGAUGAGAGUAAAGAUGUUAGAGAGGUAUUGAACGCUUCAUUUGUGCGCGCGGACGAGCACAUAAAUACACAUCUUCAGGGCAAUAGCGGAUGCACGGCUGCCGUGGGCAUAUUGCGAUGGGAACUCCCGGAUAAUCUACCGAGCGAGCUUAUUGAUCUGGAGCAACACAAGAGAAUGCUCUAUACAGCUAACGUGGGAGACACAAGGAUUGUACUUUUCAGAAACGGUCAUAGCGUAAGGCUUACAUACGAUCACAAAGCAUCUGACAUUUUGGAGAUGCAGAGGGUUGAGAGUGCAGGAGGCUUAAUUAUGAAGAGUCGCGUUAAUGGGAUGCUUGCGGUUACGCGAUCGUUGGGCGAUAAGUUUUUUGAUAGCUUGGUAGUCGGCAAUCCUUUCACUACGAGCGUUGAAAUCACCACGACUGACCAAUUUCUUAUAAUAGCAUGUGACGGGCUAUGGGAUGUCAUAGACGAUCAGGAAGCAUGCGAAAUGAUCAGGGAUAUGACCGAUGCAAACGAAGCAGCCAAGAAGUUAGUGAGGUAUGCAUUGGAGAAUGGCACCACCGAUAAUGUUACUGCAAUGGUAAUAAUGUUUGAUAACAGUUUAUAA
Lachancea fermentati is the source of this 891-nucleotide messenger RNA. The record is from the annotation of a GenBank genome assembly. NCBI's taxonomy places the organism in Eukaryota, Fungi, Ascomycota, Saccharomycetes, Saccharomycetales, Saccharomycetaceae.